Molecule: messenger RNA, 315 nt
Organism: Colletotrichum abscissum
Lineage: Eukaryota; Fungi; Ascomycota; Sordariomycetes; Glomerellales; Glomerellaceae
Exons: 1
Coding region: 1-315 (104 amino acids)
Molecular function (GO): protein binding
Source: RefSeq, a predicted model, not a curated record
AUGCAUCCGUCGCUCCGAUUGGCGCCGGCGCGGCGUAUGUGGUUUUAUAUGCCGCUGAUGCACUCCGAACAUAUUGAAGACCACGAGGCAUACAUCAAAGUUGUCAGCGAGAUGCAAGAAGAGUUUCGAGAGCAGGGGGACAAACAGAGCGAGGACUGUAUCGGGGACAGCCUAGAGUUCGAGAAGAAGCAUAAGCAUCUGAUCGAGCGGUUUGAGAGGUAUCCGCACCGUAAUGCGCAGCUGGGCAGAUCGAUGACGAAAGAAGAGGAGGAAUACCUUCGAAGCGGAGGAGAACACUUCAGAACCGGGGCGUAA